Tigriopus californicus is the source of this 3924-nucleotide messenger RNA. RefSeq names its product cartilage oligomeric matrix protein-like (gene Tsp). NCBI's taxonomy places the organism in Eukaryota, Metazoa, Arthropoda, Copepoda, Harpacticoida, Harpacticidae. The transcript is spliced from 6 exons. The record is from RefSeq and is a predicted model, not a curated record. The coding region runs from base 695 to 3859 and encodes 1054 amino acids. Gene Ontology annotation, molecular function: calcium ion binding. Gene Ontology annotation, biological process: cell adhesion. Gene Ontology annotation, cellular component: extracellular region.
UUGCCUUCAUUCUCGGUGCUUCAGUUGAGUGCAAAGAAGUUCUUUGCUGAUUUUUCUUUCUCUACGCAGUCCUUGGUUGGUUUGGUCGUCGGAUGAUACUGUAACUUGCUUCUCAUAGGCCCGUCUUUGGUGUUCUACAGGGGUAAAUCUUGCGCCCCUCUACUACGACAAGUUCGCCCACACACGGAGUGCCCAACUUUGGUGGAAAUCAUGUGCGGAAGACAUCUGUCCGUUGAACAAAAAGAGUCGCAUCUGAUUGUCCAGGGCUAGUUAAGUUUUUACGUGAAUUUUGAACCCACUUGGGCUUUCGUCGACUUCCCAUUGGCCGCCAAUCAAUCUGGUUUUCAUUGGGUUGUACGGCUCAAUCGUUUCUGAGCGAUUUUCACGACUAGAAAUUAAUCAACCUCUGCAUUCAACAUGAUUUAAAUCGUUUGGUGAUGAUCUUAACAUCAAUGAAUAGGCUCUGCAAGUGCUUCCGAUGUGCUAAAAGCAAACAGGACCAGUGAUCAAGGGAUAGUUGAUUCCACAAGUGGUUGUCCUUCAAACUUGAACAACAUCUCUCUGGUCUGCUCAAUCUUGAGGGUGGUUCAACAAGGAGAGGGUGAUCAGGCGACGUUAACAUAGAAUCUCCAACUUCUUACCCUCCCUCUUCUGAGAGGGUCUGAACUAUUUAUUCAGCUAGGAAACGUGCAAAAUGGCGUAUUUAGCACGGACAUUGGGAGUCAUUCUUGGCGUGGUGAGUUUCUUGGUGCUCUCGGAAGCGACCUUAAGUCAGAGUCGAUCACAAAACAGAAAUCUUCAAAGAGUUAUCAGACAUGACACGAUCGUCGUGGUGCUUCAAGGGGUCCGAGAAAGGACCAUCAACUCCGUUCAACCAGAUCCUAUUUUGCUCAUCAAUUUCCCGGAAAUUGAUAACCAGUUCAAGAUCCAUUUAAUGGAAGACACAAGUACUCUGAAACUUACGCUCAAACACGAGGAUGGAACUUGGUGUGAGGACAUUGUGAUGCCUGAACUGAAACUGUUGAGAGACGAUGAUGAGGAUGAUCAUCUGGUGAUUGAAAUCUCUCAGCGAAAGGGCGAAGAAGCUGGAUCCGAUAUCACGUUCUACUUCAGUUGUGUUCCAAAGGGGCGGAUUCAUAUGCCCUUUACCUUCAGAGAGCUCCAGGAGAAGGUGAAAUACUCCAAGGUCAAGAUGUAUCAUGGUGAUGACUUGGAUCUGGAGGUUCAUGGAAAAGUAAUCAUUGAGGAUAUUUUGGAGGAUUUAGAUUGUCCAGUGGAACGUAUGCAAGCGCAGCAACCUCGACAAGGAAAUGAUGAUCUUUACUCAUAUCGAAGGGGCGAUAUUCCCAUCUUUAAUUUUGACGACGCUGACCGAAUCCUCAUUGCCACUCUCCAGGAGCUCAUUGAAGCUCUGAAGAAACUAAGAGAAGAGAUCAAAUUCCAAAAAGGCGAAACCACCAUGUUGAGAGAGGCCUUGCAAGAGUGCAAGGCAUGCCAAAUAAAGCGCCCUGAAUGUAGUGAUGUCCCUCCUCCUUGCUUUCAAGGAGUCAUUUGUCGGGACACUGCCGACGGUCCAAUUUGUGGACCUUGUCCCAGUGGCUUCACGGGAGAUGGCCGGUUUUGUGAAAGAGAUGCCUGCUCCAGUCAACCUUGUUAUACUGGGGUCCAAUGCUUUGAAAGAGCUGAUCCUCCAUACUUUCGGUGUGGACCAUGUCCUCAGGGCUACCGAGGUGACGGCCAAACUUGCCUACCGGACGCUUGCCAAGUCCGUCCACCACCCUGUUAUCAAGGUGUGGAGUGUUUCAACAUUGAAAGACCACCCUAUUACCGCUGUGGCGCUUGUCCUGCUGGAUUAUCUGGAAAUGGCACCUCGUGCUCGGAUCUGGACGAAUGUGAUUUGGCUGAUCCUUGUGAUGUGGCUGUUACUUGUUACAACACCAUUCCUGGCUUCAGAUGUGGACCGUGUCCCCCAGGAUACACUGGCAGUGAUGGAUUCACCGGUGUGGGAUUGGACUUUGCCUCUAGACAACGCCAAGUGUGUUAUGAUAUCAAUGAAUGUUCCAUGAACAACGGUAAUUGCGUACAGAACUCCCGGUGCGUAAACACUGAUGGGUCGUUCUAUUGCGGACCUUGUGCCCGUGGUUAUGUGGGAAAUCAAAAUGAAGGAUGUUCAAACCGACCUGGAGUAUGUCCCGAUGGAACUGUCUGCGACGAGAACGCUGAAUGCCUAAAGCCACAGGGAUUAGGAUACUAUAUAUGUAAGUGUAAGGUCGGAUGGGCUGGAGAUGGCAAAAUUUGUGGUCCUGAUCGAGACCUGGACGGCUGGCCAAACCGAGAUCUCCCUUGUCAAGAUAUCAAAUGCCGACGGGACAAUUGUCCAGACACUCCUAACUCGGGUCAAGAAGACUCUGAUGGGGAUGGUAUUGGAGAUGCUUGUGAUGAUGAUGCUGAUAAUGAUGGAAUCCCAAACACUCCCGACAAUUGUCCUUUGGUGGCUAACCCUGAUCAAGCUGAUACUGAGACUGACGGAGAUGACAAGCGCGGCGAUGCUUGUGACAACUGUCCAUUCCUUCCUAAUUUGGAUCAAGAGGAUGCCGAUAAUGAUGGACUAGGUGAUGCUUGUGACCCUGAUAUGGACAACGAUGGUGUUAUUAAUGAAAGGGACAACUGUCCAAAGACCCCUAAUUCUGACCAAAGGGACUCUGAUAACGACGGAUUAGGUGAUGCUUGCGAUAAUUGUCCCAAUGAUCCUAAUCCUGAUCAAGCUGAUGAUGAUGAAGAUACCUUUGGCAACGUGUGUGACACCAAUAACGACAUUGACAGGGACGGUAUCCCAGACCCCAUCGACAAUUGUCCCACUCUUCCCAAUGCGGAUCAACUGGACACUGACGACGAUGGCAUGGGAGAUGAGUGCGACCCUGAUGCUGAUAACGAUGGUAUUCCUAACAACCGCGACAAUUGCUGGUUGGCCUAUAACCCUCAGCAAAUUGAUUCUAACCGUGACGGACGUGGUGACAUUUGCCAAGACGAUGAAGAUAUUGAUGGCACUGUAGAUUUCUUGGAUAAUUGCCCUAACAAUUCCAAGAUUUACGCCACUGACUUCCGAACCUACCAGACUGUUGUAUUGGAUCCUCAUGGCGACUCUCAAAUUGAUCCCAAUUGGGUCAUUUACAACAAAGGAGCGGAAAUUGUUCAAACCAUGAACUCUGACCCUGGCUUGGCUGUCGGCUUCCAUCGUUUUGGUGGGGUUGACUUUGAAGGAACAUUCUUUGUGGACACUGAGAUUGAUGACGAUUACGUAGGAUUCAUAUUCUCAUAUCAGGACAACAAUCAAUUCUACACUGUAAUGUGGAAAAAGAAUACUCAAACAUAUUGGCAGGCCACCCCUUUCCGUGCCGUGGCCGAACCCGGAAUCCAAUUGAAAUUGGUCCAAUCCGAGACAGGUCCGGGGCAAAUGAUGAGGAAUGCCAUGUGGCACACCGGGGAUACGGAUAAGCAAGUCAAGCUGUUGUGGAAAGACCCCAGGAACGUCGGGUGGAGAGAGAAAGUGGCCUACCGUUGGUUGCUUCUCCAUCGCCCCAAGAUUGGCCUCAUCCGGCUCCGCAUCUUUGAGGGAGAAAAUAUGGUGGCUGACUCUGGCAAUGUGUUUGAUGGUUCCCUCAAGGGUGGAAGGCUGGGCGUAUUUUGCUUCUCACAAGAGAUGAUCAUUUGGUCAGAUUUGGUUUACCGUUGCAAUGACCACGUACCAGAGACAAUUUACUACGAGCUGCCUGAAAGGAUCCGGGCCAAUGUCCACAUUGACACCACACGCCCACCGGCACCCGCCUCCAAGAAAAAGCGGGAUGUGGGAGAUUUAUAACACUAUGUACCAUCAAGUGCUGAAGAAUCUUACUCUCAAUAAAUCAAGGUGUUUUGACCCUCCUA